AUGUCAAACUUGAACAGCCAUGGUACGAAGCCUUGGCAACUGUUGCAGACCCUUCGGGCCAAGACAUUGGGGGAGCUGAACGUGCAUGAGCGUGAGCUACUGCUGAGCUUGAGCACGGCCUUCCGCCCAGGGCGUUUCAAGCAGAACUUGGAUUUGGAGCUUCAGCGCAUGCUCAAUGAUACUGCCAGCUGGCACUCCUCACCAGGUCUUAUCCAGGCACCACGCGUGUCUGUGAGCAGGGCAGCGCCGACGACACUGUCAGAGCUAUCCUCAAGCCCACCGCUUUCUGUCCUUGGCCCAUUGGCUCCUACUGCUCCGAGCACAAGGAAUCUGAAGGCACCUGUGGAAACUGUUGAGACCACGACACUGAUUGCUAACGGGGUCCCUGAUUCCUCCGGCGAAUUCGACUUGCUGUCGCUUCUGCCGGCCGGCAUCGCAGUUAUUUCGUCGCUAGUGGGGAUCUUUCUGGUAUAUUGCUCCGUCAAGUGGAUGCGCGGCUGCCUCCGUCGGCGCCGGGAAAGACGUGCUGAGCAAGAUGGUCACAGUCAGGGUGGCUCACCAAGGUCCGCCAGGUCAUCCCCAAGAUCACCCAGAUCACCCAGGCAUGCUGGCUCACCAAGACAUGCGCCUUCUCAAGAUGCAUUGACAGCAACCUCCAGCGUCAGCACCAUGAAAGUCAAGCGGAUGGGGACAGCUUCCACUGACCUGCGCAAGGGCACUUCUUCAGUUUUCGACAAGCCCAAGCCCACGGAGGCUGAGGUGACCUUGGCUGAUCGGCAAAGAGCUGGGCAAAAAUCAGUAAGCGCAGCAGCCAGGACCGCCCUGGGCGGAGCACUUGAGACAGAUGGUGAUGAUGGUAGCCCACGGCAGAAGAAGGGUGGCCUCAUGGGGCGUUUUCGCCGCGGCAAGGACAAAGGCUCGAGUCCAAAUCAAUCUCCGCGGAGUGGAUCUCCGAGGUCCCCUCGGUCUCCAAGAUAA
Symbiodinium pilosum is the source of this 978-nucleotide messenger RNA. The record is from the annotation of a GenBank genome assembly. Lineage: Eukaryota; Dinophyceae; Suessiales; Symbiodiniaceae.